This is a messenger RNA of Closterium sp. Yama58-4, 3192 nucleotides long. NCBI's taxonomy places the organism in Eukaryota, Viridiplantae, Streptophyta, Zygnematophyceae, Desmidiales, Closteriaceae. The record is from the annotation of a GenBank genome assembly.
AUGCCUCUGCGCGCCGAGUCUCGUUCCGCCCACGCGUCCGACGGCGCUUCCGUCCACGCCACCAGCCCGCACCGCGCGAUGCUCUCCUUCCUCUCCGGAUCUACCGCCGUCGCGACCGCCACAGGCCGCAGCGCAGGCCGCAGCCGGCAGAAGAAACUAGGUGCGGAAAUUCAUGAAACUUUGAUCCGGGAGACUGCGAGAGUGGGAGCUGCGGCGGCGGCGGUGGGUGGUGGAGGGGGUGCAGGGGACGGGAGAGGUGGCGGUGGUAGCAGCAGCAGUGCUUGGCCCAUUGGGUGCCCUCUGCCUCUCACGACUGACCUUCCUAACAAGACUCGUCUGGUGGACUCCCCUCAGCCGUUUCAGCUGCGAAUCAAGCUGCUCGUCUCUUCCCGCAACGACCUCGCUUCCGUUUCUCGCACGCUCUCAUCUCUUGCAGCUGUUGACUACGACGGCGAUAUUGUCCGCCUGCACGUGUUUGUAGACCACUUUCUCUAUAACGCUACCAACAGUGGUGGUGGUCGUCGUGACGGUGCUGCUGCUGCUGCUGCUGCUGCUGCUGCUGCUGCUGCUGCUGCUGCUGCUGCUGCUGCUGGCAGUGGAGAGGAGGAGAGUGCAGCUGCAGAGGUGGCAGUGCGGCUGGCGAGGGCGAGGGCAGUGUUGGAGUAUGUAGAUGCCUUCGCAUGGCUGCAUGGACCCAAGGACGUGCACUACAGGUCAGUGAGCGCAGGCUCGCAGGCGCAGUGGGUGGAGGCAUGGUGGCCGGCAUCGGACCAUGAGUUUGCUCUGCUGCUCACCGACCGUGUGUGGGUGUCGAGGCAUGUGUAUCGCUACCUGAGGGCGCUCGUCACGGCCGUGUAUUUCCACCCGGAUACCUCCGACCCUGCUGUGCUCGGCAUGGCCCUCUCCCGCCCCACCACCGUUGCCGCCUCAAGCAUUUGUCUCUCCAACCGUGUGUGGGUGUCAAGGCACGUGUAUCGCUACCUGAGAGCGCUCGUCACGGCCGUGUAUUUCCACCCGGAUACCUCCGACCCUGCUGUGCUCGGCAUGGCCCUCUCCCGCCCCGCCACCGUUGCUGGUAGGCUCGAAACUGAGGCAGACAUGGAUUCGCCUCUCACGGGAGCAGCAGGCAUGGCUUCCGAGCUAGUGAGUGACGAAUUAAUGGCGCAGGGGGGAGGAGGAGGAGGAGGAGGAGGAGGAGGAGGAGGAGGAGCAGGAGGAGAAAGAGGAGGAGGAGAGGGAGGAGGAGAAGCAGCAGCAGCUGCAGCGGCAGCAGCGGAUGACACAUGGACCUUCCUACCUCUCCGCAAGCUUCGUCGUUUCGACCCUUGCUUCCAGGAGUUCUCCUCCGCUCGCCUCGCUCGCAGUCCUGAGGACAUCGCCCCUCUUCUCGCCUCAGCUCACCGCCGCUCCACCAUCGUCCUCGUCAACGCGCUCCACUCCUCCACACCGUCUCCCACCGCAUUCCGCCCCUUGCCUUCCCCAAAUGUUUCCGGUUCUUCGGUCCCUUCGGUCACUCCAGCCGCUUCCCUUGAUCCCUCCGCUUCCCCCGAUUCUCCCACCUCUCCCACAAUCUCCUCCUCCUCCUCUUCCUCCAAAGCUUCGUCUCAUUCUUCGUUUGAUCCCUCAUCUGCAUUAUCACCUCCUGCUUCCGCAUCCACCUCAUCAGCGUUAGACGCCCCUAGUCUAGAUCCGCUACUGGCGAACUGGCUGUGCCAUGCGGCACGCCUGCAAGUGUCCAACUAUGUGGUGUUGCUGGAUGAUGUGCCGCUGGGGGUGCACCUCACUCGACAAGGCCAUGCCGUCAUGCAGUUGCAGCAAAUACAGGAGGCAGCGGAUGAGAGGGAGUCAGCAGUCAUGUUAGAGGGCAGGGGGCGAGCUCCUUCGCGCAAGGUGGGCCGGGUGACCUUGGAAACAUCUGAAUUGCCAAAGCCAUGGCACGGAAACUCACGUUCGCUUGGAAUCCCUAAGGCCCUUGGGAAUGCUGUGAGCUACCAAAAUGCGGACAGGACCCGUCGGGAUUCGGCAGGGCAAAGCUCACGUGUUAUCCCGUCACAAGUGUCUCGCAAGGCCGAGGGAGACGGUCGGGCAGGGUUGGACCAGAAGGGGGACAGCAGUCCCAUUCGGCACGUUUCUACCGGAGGAGCUGGUGUCAGUGUUUCCAAGAUUGAGGCGGGGAUUGAAGCAGAACGCGUGUCUGUUUCUGAUGCAGCAGCAGCAGCUGCUGCGUUUGCUGCUGGUGCGGAUUUGUCUGGUUUGCCUCCCUUGGACGAGGGUGCUGGUACGGGCCGGGGGGAAGUAGCAGGUGCUGGUCUGAUGGCGGAUGCUGCUGCUGCUGCUGCUGCUGAUGGUGGUGCUGAUGGUGAUGGUAACGUUAAUGGCAAUGGUGAUGGUAGUAUAGUUGGAAAAGGGGAAGGACGGGGGGGAGGAAGCGGAGAACGGUCAGCAUGGGAGGAUGGGGACGAGUUGGCAGUGUGGGAGGCGGCAGCACGGGCAUUGGAGCGGCAGAAGCUGUGGCUAGAUGGCGUUCAUUCCGCCAUACAGCUAGGGUAUAACGUUGUGCUUGCUGAUCCUCGCUCCGUGUGGCUGUCUGACGUCUCUGCUGCUCUCGCUGAUGCUGCUGCUGCUGCUGCUGGUGCUGGUGCUGGUUCUAGUGCUGCUGGCGGCGGUGGUGCUGUUGGGGCGGGGCCGAAGGGUGAAGAGGCGGAUGUUGUGGGAGUGGUGGUUGGAGGAGGGGGGGGCGUGGGAGACGAAUCUGAAGGUAGAGCAGGUGGGGGUGCAGUAUCAGUAUCAGGAUUAGCAAGCAAAGAAAGGGUGGCUGAGAAAGGUGAAACGGUGUUGAAGGGAGUUAAGGGGGUGGAGGGAGAGAAGGAAGAGGAGGGACCAGAGGGAGCGGAGCGGGCAAGUGGGAGAGGAGGGGUAGAGGAGAGCAACGCAGGUGGUUUGGGAGGCAGGAAGGGGCUGGAUGCAGUUCAAUCUGAGAGGGAGGAGAGCGGAGAGGGGCGGAGAUUAAGGGGCAGCCGAGAGGAGAAUGAAGAGGCCCGCAUGCUUCUUGAAGCUACAGGUCUUGGACAUGGUGUUGGGUCAUCUGAUGCUCGCGGUGGAGCAAGGAGGCGCGCUCUCUCUCACGCUGCUGUAUCUGCGCAGCUCAAAGGCCACAGAGCGCAUGUGGGGUGCUCUCAUGGCAUCCCAUGA